UUUCUUUCUUUGCAUUCAUCUCCACCUUCCCCUCUUUUUUGUAUUCUUCCCCAACAAUUAUGACGUGACUUUCUCCCUCCUCCUUCAAUAUAAUCUUCCUCACUCACUACUCUCUUCCUCACUCUUUUUCUUUCUUUUCUGUAAAAAGAAAAAAGAAAGAAACAAAAAUGGCUGAAAAUACCAAAUUUUCCAGAAUUCUUCAUCUUCUUCACUACACUAUCUUCACACUCUCUCUCUUUCUCUUCUUCAUCUUCCCAUCUCUUUCUAUUUCCAUUUCCAGUUCCACCCCUUUUACUUACAACUCUCUCGACAUCUCCUCCUCUAUUCAGUCAACUCUCAGCCUCUUCUCCGCCGACAACCACCAACUCCCACCCCAGCACCACCACCACCACCACAAACACAGCAACCAUGUCUCUGUCUCUGGUUCAGGUUCACUCUCUGUUGAAGUUCACCCGCGUAUCUCCCUCCACGCGGCGCACCACUACACUAACUACAAAGCCAUGACCGAGUCCCGCCUUGCUCGUGACUCAGCCCGAGUCAAAUCGCUCAUUUCCAAGGCGGAGCUAAAACUCCGAGGAAUCUCACGGGCGGACCUUAUGCCGAAAGUAAACGACGACACCAUCCUCACGGCGGAGGAUUUAGAAGCGCCGGUGUCUUCCGGGACCAGCCAAGGCUCCGGCGAGUACUUCUCACGCGUUGGUGUGGGGUCCCCUUCGAAGGAGUACUACAUGGUUAUCGACACAGGAAGUGACGUCAGCUGGCUCCAAUGUCAGCCUUGCUCCGACUGUUACCAGCAGACUGACCCGCUCUACACUCCGUCGUCUUCCGCCACCUACUCCCCGCUCACGUGCAGCGCACGUGAAUGCUCCACCCUCGAAGUCAGCGCGUGCCGUAACAGCGCGUGUCUUUACCAGGUUUCCUACGGGGAUGGGUCCUACACGGUGGGGGAGUUCGUCACCGAAACGGUGUCGUUUGGUUCCUCCGGUAGUGUUCCGAAAGUUGCUAUUGGUUGUGGGCAUGAUAAUGAAGGGCUUUUCGUCGGUGCUGCCGGGCUUCUCGGGCUUGGCGGCGGGCCCUUAUCGUUACCGUCGCAAAUAAAAGCGAGUUCGUUUUCAUACUGUUUAGUAGACCGUGACUCGCCUAAAUCGUCGUCGCUUGAGUUCAACUCAGUCCAACCCGCCGCCGGGUACGUCACCGCUCCCCUCUUAAAAAACAACAAGCUCAACACGUUCUACUACGUCGGUCUCGCCGGAUUCAGCGUCGGCGGCCAACAAAUCUCCAUCCCACCCACCCUCUUCGAAAUGGACGAGUCAGGUUCCGGCGGAGUAAUCGUCGACUCAGGAACCGCCGUAACUCGCCUCCCAACUCAAGCCUACAACUCCCUCCGAAACGCCUUCACUCGGUUAACCCCACACCUAAAGUCAACCACAGGGGUCGCCCUCUUCGACACGUGUUACGAUUUCUCAUCAAUGAGCAGUGUCAAAGUCCCUACGGUGGCGUUCCACUUCGCCGGCGGCCAAUCCCUCGAUUUACCGGCGAAAAACUACCUAAUCCCGGUAGACUCAUCGGGAACUUACUGCUUUGCAUUCGCUGAAACGACGUCGUCUAUGUCGAUUAUAGGGAAUGUGCAACAACAAGGGAUACGUGUCCACUACGAUCUUGCUAGAUCUCAACUUGCUUUUUCGCCGAAUAAUUGCUAACGUCUUUAUUUAUAAAAAUUUAGAAAAUGUAAUGUAAUGUAAUAAUAAUAUUAAUUUUUAUUUAAUAAUUUGAAAAGGAAAAUGAAGAUGUACAAUUACGAUUGUAUCCUUUGUACUAGUAGUAGUAAUAGUGGGGAGUGUUGAAAUUACAAAUAUAGGGUUAGAUUUUGAAAGAAUUAGAUUCCCUUGUGGUUGGGUAAGUGUUGUAAAAGUAGUGUGGGCCCACUUGAAAUAAGUUUAUUUUUUUCGUAGUUAUGUUUGUGGGUCCCACUCCCUUGCAUGGAUUUUGACGGGUUUGUUGUUAAUGUUGAUUUAACAAGUACUGUACCA
Messenger RNA from Spinacia oleracea (spinach), 2030 nucleotides. RefSeq names its product protein ASPARTIC PROTEASE IN GUARD CELL 1. The record is from RefSeq and is a predicted model, not a curated record. NCBI's taxonomy places the organism in Eukaryota, Viridiplantae, Streptophyta, Magnoliopsida, Caryophyllales, Amaranthaceae. The coding region runs from base 168 to 1700 and encodes 510 amino acids. Gene Ontology annotation, biological process: proteolysis. The transcript has a single exon. Gene Ontology annotation, molecular function: aspartic-type endopeptidase activity.